GGAAACGGAGCUGCAAACUCAGUCCUGCUCCGCUGUACAGGGUGCAGGGCAGAAGGAGAGCCAAUCACCGAAACGCACGGGCUCCCUUUAAGCUCGACAUAUCUCCAACAGGAACAAAUUGUCCCAACAAUCAACAUCCCAAUCUGCUGCGCGCAUCAGGCUCCGGAGCGGAGUGGAUCGGCUGUAGGCCCGCGCUGCGCGGACUCAUCGCGCUGGAUUGCUUUACGAGGAGAGCCUUCAGAACCGGCUGUAAAACAGAGCAAGCAGACGACAACCAUAUUUGGAUAGCCGCGUUUCGGGCUGAGGAGAGAGCUCGGACAUCAUGUCUAUAUUACCGUCUUUCGGCUUUACGCAGGAGCAAGUGGCGUGCGUCUGCGAGGUGCUGCAGCAGGGAGGAAACCUGGAGAGGCUCGGCCGCUUCCUGUGGUCCCUGCCCGCCUGCGAUCACCUCCACAAGAACGAGAGCGUCCUCAAAGCCAAGGCGGUGGUGGCCUUCCACCGCGGGAACUUCAGGGAGCUUUACAAGAUCCUGGAGAGCCACCAGUUCUCCCCGCACAACCACCCGAAGCUGCAGCAGCUGUGGCUGAAGGCGCACUACGUGGAGGCGGAGAAGCUGCGCGGCCGGCCGCUCGGCGCGGUGGGGAAGUACCGGGUGCGGAGGAAAUUCCCGCUGCCGCGCACGAUAUGGGACGGAGAGGAGACCAGCUACUGCUUUAAGGAGAAGUCCCGGGGGGUCCUGAGAGAGUGGUACACGCACAACCCGUACCCGUCCCCGCGGGAAAAGAGGGAGCUGGCCGAGGCCACAGGACUGACCACCACGCAGGUCAGCAACUGGUUCAAAAACAGACGGCAGAGAGACAGAGCCGCGGAGGCCAAGGAGAGAGAGAACAGUGAAAACAACAACGCAGGCGGCAACAAACAGAACCAGCUGUCCCCUCUGGACGGAGGAAAGUCCCUCAUGUCCAGCUCGGAGGACGAGUUUUCUCCACCCCAGAGCCCCGACCAGAACUCUGCGCUUUUGCUCCAGGGCACCAUGAGCCACCCCGGGGCCUCCGCUUACCCCAUGUCCGGGCUGGGGGCCCCACAGCCGGUGCACGGCAUGCACGGACACCCACACCAACUGCAGGACUCCUUGUUGGGACCUCUAACCUCCAGUCUCGUGGAUUUGGGCUCUUAAAGAGGCUGCCGGGUUAUUCUGCUUUACAGGGGGGGGGGGGACCGGAGAGGACUGACGAGUGUAUCGGAUUGAAAACAUGUAUGGAAUAACACUAUAGUAGCCUACCUUAUAAUAUAGACUGACUUGUCUGUCGUUAAAUUUGGUUUAGAACAAAACUCCUUCACGCGCUUAGCCUGUGUAUCCCCUCUGCAGGAGCGCUCCUCAGCUCCUGCACGAAAACACCCAAACAGGACCUUUUUUGAAACUCUUAACUCAACGAGACACUUAAUAACCGGACUGCCCACGUGCUUAAUUUAUGAUAUUUUGUUAAGAUUAAAAAAAAAAAGAAUUAUAGCAACUUCCUGCGAUGGAAACUAAGAGGUAACGUUUUCAUUAGAGUCAUGAUAAUUAGUUUCCAAUAAAACAAAAGGAAUAGUG
Messenger RNA from Salarias fasciatus (jewelled blenny), 1594 nucleotides. It is a transcript of the gene six1a, whose product is annotated as SIX homeobox 1a. Lineage: Eukaryota; Metazoa; Chordata; Actinopteri; Blenniiformes; Blenniidae. Bases 323 to 1177 code for a protein of 284 amino acids. Gene Ontology annotation, biological process: regulation of transcription by RNA polymerase II; regulation of skeletal muscle cell proliferation; skeletal muscle fiber development. The record is from RefSeq and is a predicted model, not a curated record. Gene Ontology annotation, cellular component: nucleus; transcription regulator complex. Gene Ontology annotation, molecular function: DNA-binding transcription factor activity, RNA polymerase II-specific; RNA polymerase II cis-regulatory region sequence-specific DNA binding. The transcript is spliced from 2 exons.